AUGUGUCGGAUAGAAGAGAAAAUAUACGUCGGGACAGACGGUGACCAAUCUAGGUUCGAAGACAUCAUUCAAUGUGACAAAGGACGCUAUCGUGGCGAGGCAUGUCCGGAUUCAACGGUUCGAACGACCAAGUACCACGACCCUCAAGAUGGGUUUGCUUCAGAAGAUGGAAAGAACUUGAGAUCCAAUAUUGGGGACAGCAAGGAGAAGCCAUCAACGGUGCAUAGCCAGAGCCUCCGAAACAACCCUAAAGAUGCUGGAACCGAAUCUGACUUAAAGUCCGGGAACAAAAGAGACGAGCUUAAGGCUAAAACACCUGCAGAAUUGUCAAGACCAACAAUUCAAACUGGAUAUUCUGAAGACGAGAGAUGGCGGGUGUCUGAUACGCCGGCAUGGACUGGUUUCCAACUGCAGGUGAGAGAGGGCACGCCUGUAGUCGGAAGACAUGAGGGUUCCUUGCAAGCAGAGCCCAUUAACUCUCAGUUUGAAUACAGGCGCAGUGAAGAUGGCGAUCUGGUCGGGGUUGGCGAGUUCGUCGAAAGACGGCCCGAAUUGACAGCUACCGGGACAUUAUUGGAUGCUCUGAAAGAACUUAACCUUUCAGAAGAUUCCACGGACGAAGAAGCAAAAGAGCGCAGAUAUCGGAGGAAGAAGAAAAGAUGGAGCGCAGGAUUGUUCAAACGAACCCACGAUCAGGCAGUUGGGCAUGAUAGUAGUUAUUCAGACGAUGAACCUCAAGAUGACAACAUCCCGGAAGCGCGACGCUUGCGUCGCAAAGUGCGCAGAGUGGUGCGCUUAGACGAACGGGUCUUACCUGUUGGUGAAGAGGAAGGAAUUUCAGGUACCAGCAACACUAAUGAAUCUGACCUGGAUGGCCCACCUUCCCUCUUUGAAGAGGUAAAGCCUUAUUCAGGACGAAAACAGCAUCAGCCUACGCAAGGUGACUGGGUUCUCAUCCGUGAAAUGGACCCGAAUCGUUCCGAUAUUGCACAAGCAAUCAGUCGUGAGCUUGCCUUGGACUCCAAUUCCGAUGCAUAUACUCAACCAAGCGAAUCUGACGAUGAGGGUGUGUCUUUGUGUGCUGAGUCAAUAUUCUCACAGGAGUCUACGCGUUCUUCAGCCACAGGCGCCUCAGCUGCAACCGGAUACACUGAUGCAGAGAUCAAAACCGCAACAAAAGAGCUUGUGAGCAUCUUUCUGGAGGAUACCGUCACGACUCAGCUCUAUCAAUGCGCGUUUGACAAUCCUUGCAUCGGCCCAGAUAGACUGCAAAGAAACCUCUACCGACUACUCAAGAAAUACUCACAGAAUCUGCACCAUGAAGCCCAGGGGAAAUUGGAGCGCCUGGCCUCACAGUUCGUUGCAGUCAAGGCGCGAUAUGUGGCUCAAUGUGUCAUGGAAGAGUUCCACGUCAAGCCAACUUUGCAGCGGCAGCGUCAAAACCAAGCAAAGGCUGACGACAGUGACCAAGAAGACGCUCAAGAGGAAGAUAAGAUACCGCCAAUCGAUGAAGACAGGUUUGAAGACAUCGCUGUCCUUCAUCAAUUCCUGGUCGGGAGCGCUGCGUUUGGAAUGUUCCAGGAACAGCUCAAGUCAUUCGUACAGCCGAAGCAUUCACAACCAUCUCCUGGCAAAGAUAUGUUGCUGAAUGAGGAAAAUUGCAAGACAGAAACUACAACACCAGCUAUGCAACCUACGGCGACUGAGCAACUGAGUGAAACAGCGUCUCCCAACAGCAACAUCCCUUUAGGCUGGCUCGAACGAGCCCAGCACUCUCGCAACAACUUGCUAGUUGCAAUGGAGCUGCUUGAACCACGACUUCCGCCUGGUAUGACUCGACUACGCUGGUCAUGUAGAUGCGGUGACUCCUUCUACAGCGAUAUUUUCGAAUACCGUCCAGGUGGUAUCGACAGGCUCAAGAAGCAAAUGCAGGGUUCUGGGUGUUUGAAGGUCGCAGCUACAAGCUACAACCAGGGCACGCCCGAGCAGAGAUACAAGUUUGAAGCUCCAGCUUGGCUUCGCUCUGCUACCAAAAGGUUGUCUUCCACUCUCACACAAGCCUCACAAGAUACAUCGUGCUUGCCUCAGCACCACACUUCGAGUGUGUCACAGCCCGCUGCAGCCCCACAGCCCAGUCCGUCUGCUGACCGGCGAGAACUGUAUCUUAUGGCCUGCAUGCAUCGGACGGAGCAUCAUGUCGUCGUUGUCCAGGACGAAAUCACUAAUAUUAGUACUGAUCGCCAGCUUUUCCACUUCCUCCGUACGCAAUUAGCUCGACAUCGCGGUUACCUCAACAGCAUUAUAUCGAUGAGGCGCGUGCAAAGGAUAUACUUCGUCAAGUUCUUCCUUAACAAGGGCCACCGUGCCCAAGUCCGGCACCACAGAACGUGCUGCACGUCGUCAAGGUGUGAUUGCAUACCGCCACAACUCAAGGUCGUAAAGCCACCCGUGGGCUCGGGAGAGUACGAGUGCAAUCCUGCAGGUCCACCAGAUACGUGGCCGCCGAUCUGUCCCGAGUUCAUGAUGCACAUGCUCUACGCACCAGACUGUCUUGAUGAAGACGACGCAUAUGUGCUUGGACAGUUGCCCAAAAAGACAGAUGGCAAGCUCCAAGAGGUGAUUGGGACUCCGACUGAGGGAUGGGGAUUGUACUUGCAAGAGGAUGUUGACAUCAGCACCCUCCUCGGCAUUGUCUUCAUCGUCCUUUUCUUGGCGAGUCUACUGUUCCUGAUUCUGUGGACUGUGUUGAAGGACGACAUACAAGGCGGUUCUGGCGUCAGUGCGUGCAUACUUGCAGUUGCUAGUAUGCUUGGCAUAUGGAUUGCAACGAGGAGCAGGAGUUUUGGGUAG
This is a messenger RNA of Ascochyta rabiei, 2850 nucleotides long. RefSeq lists its product as uncharacterized. Lineage: Eukaryota; Fungi; Ascomycota; Dothideomycetes; Pleosporales; Didymellaceae. The transcript has 3 exons. The coding region runs from base 1 to 2850 and encodes 949 amino acids. The record is from RefSeq and is a predicted model, not a curated record.